AAAAGUAACUUACAGUGGUGAUAUUGACUGCAAAUUAUGCAACAUUGCAUUUGCUAAUGCAAGAUUAUUAAGGAUACACCUCUUAUCUUCACAUCACGUGGAAAAAGAGAAGGAACUAGUAUCUCGCUAGAAAAGUGCACGUUAUCUAUUUAUUUUAGAAGUCUUUUAUGAUUGUGAUUUUUUUUUUGUGCACAGAAGAGCUGUGUAUUUUUAUAAUGGCUAUACUUUUGUAAGUAUUAAUAUCUCUACACUCUUUUGAAAUACCAGAAGAUUUAAUCAAUAAAUACAAGUUUUGUAAAUACAAUGUGUUAGUCAGUAUUUGAUUUGGCACACUUCCUCUAGUCUUGUUUAGGUUGCCAUCUUGUUUCAUAUUCCGAUAUUCUUGGUUGGAAAGGUCUUUACAGAACGCAAUGUGAUAAGUUAUGCAAGACCUGCAACAAAAAAAUAUAAUUUGUUUACACAAAAGCUAAAUAUAAUUUAUAACGAUUUAUUGUCAUAAAUGAUUGAGAAUGCAUGAAUGUAAAAAUUCUGUGAAAGGAUCAUUUUUGCUUGAAAUCUUCAAAGUCUUGACUUUCUGCAGCAUAUUGUUUGACAACUUCAUGCUUGCAAGAGAGUUCUAGGUUCGAUAAAGUAUUUAGCAGAAAAUCAUGUAUUUGGUUACUUCAAACUCUUCCUUUAUACACAUGGAAAAGUGACAAAUUUUUUCAGAACAUAAUAUAUCUGUUACAUUAUCUGUAAUUCUACAUUAUCUGUUUGUAAUCAAAUCCAUAUUAUUUCUGGAUUCAUUAUAAUGUUAAUAUAAGAAUUCUGUAAUACAGUACACAGUACAAUCAGGACAUAUCAGUAGUUUUGUUUUCAUAGUUCAUGAUCAGCCCAUCAAUAAUACGAGAUAAAGAACUGAAAAAUUUGGUAGCCUAUAAUUAUAAGAUCCAGGGGGGAUAUUGUUCCUAAAAAAAAGAAGCUAGUAUGCUUUUAGAUUUUAAGGGGAAAAAGUUUUGUAUUAUUAUUUUACUAUGGAAGUGUGCAGCUUUGUUUUCUAUUUGCAAUCUUUUUGUUGUUUGUCAUUGAUGAAAUAGAUAGCUCACAUUUUUAUUGCAAUGUAGCCUAAUUAAAUUUGCCCACUUGGUAGCUAAGUUCAAAUAAUAAUUUUGAUGGAAACCUAAUGAAGUUCCUACUUUCAAAUUAAUGUUCACUAGAGUGGAUCAAAACCUAAAAUUCAUUGUUGCUUGCUAGAUUCUGCAAAGAAAGUAGCAAGCAUACAAUCACUCAAAUCUUAUAUUUCUAAUUGGUAAAGAAGUAUUUGAUUAGUUCUAGGGAAAAUUCUUACAUUAGAAACUGUCUUUUCAGGGCAAGCUAAAAUUGAAGUUCUUGAUUUACUCUAACAUUCACAUUCCUGUUAUGAAAACAAUGAGACUGAAACAAACCUUUUACAGGAGCAUGAAGGAUUCGUUUCUGUACUAUUAAAGAAUUCUUUCAGAUUAUUUUUUCUGAAGAGUUUUGUUGUCAGACCCCCAAGAGAUAAGGAUCAAUUAAAUUCUAUUAUAAUUUAUUAUGAUCAUAUCUGGGCUUGUAGGAAUAGGUGCCCCUCCUAGAAAUAGUGCUAAACUUGAGUAUUUUAACUGUUACUAAUUAAAUUAAAAGUAACUAACUACCUAAUUAAAUUUUUGGCCUUCCGAAUAUGGUUGAGUUUCAUUGCAUGAUGUGCAACUCAGUUUGCAUAACCUGUAAGUGUUACCCAAAAAUUUCAUAUUUUUAAGCAGACUUCAAGAUUUCUAUUUUGAAGGGAUCAGUACAAUAUUAUAUCCUUUCUUUGCUUUGGCAAGUUCAUUUAGAAAUAUUUUUUUUACUUGUAAGAGAGAACAUCAGAUUACAACUGAAAAAAUUACAAUCGGUUUAAGUAUGUACAAAGUUUUUACUUACAUAAAAUUCUUAAACUAUCCUUGAUAGAAUUCUUUGUUUUUAGAAUGUUAGAACGCUUGUUUUAGUAAAAUUGAAAAGAAAUGGAAGUGUUCCUAUUAAUGUUCUUUCAAUAUAAUUGUAUUUCAGACAUAUGUAGUCUCCUACACCCACACAUGCAUGCAAGCUCACACAUAUUCUUAUUGUCCUGGUGAAAAUUAAUGUUUCCACACCAAGAACAUAAGAUCAUAGUGUAAUGAUCAUAUCUAUUUUUUGUGAUUCAGAUGUAACUUAUUGAUUUAGCUAUUAGUACCUUUUUUGUGCUUGUUAUGUAAUAAAGAACAUCCAAACACGA
Gryllus bimaculatus (two-spotted cricket) is the source of this 2251-nucleotide messenger RNA. The record is from the annotation of a GenBank genome assembly. Lineage: Eukaryota; Metazoa; Arthropoda; Insecta; Orthoptera; Gryllidae.